Molecule: messenger RNA, 1791 nt
Organism: Cutaneotrichosporon cavernicola
Lineage: Eukaryota; Fungi; Basidiomycota; Tremellomycetes; Trichosporonales; Trichosporonaceae
Gene: GAD1
Exons: 6
Coding region: 1-1791 (596 amino acids)
Biological process (GO): L-glutamate catabolic process
Cellular component (GO): cytosol
Molecular function (GO): glutamate decarboxylase activity; pyridoxal phosphate binding
Source: RefSeq, a predicted model, not a curated record
AUGAUGUCACUGCUACAAGUAUCAAAAUAUCUUCCCAUAACCGCACAACUCACAUUCACUGUCAUUCUAGAGACAUUCGAACCAUCGGCUACGCACGCUACGCACGUUACGGCAGGCUGCUCCUCUACACUCACUAUGACAGAACCCCAUGUGCACACAAAGGUUGACAUCGGCCAGGUCAUCAAGGACUCUCGGGACGCGAACAACCUCGACUAUGGGGAGGAUUCCUGGGCCGAGUAUGACGUUCCGUACGCGUCUCGCUACGACAUUGACGUGACGAUGCCGCGUAGCGGCCUCCCCCAAAAAGGUAUCGAGGCCAAGGUCGCGUACCAGCUUCUGCACGACGAGCUUGAGCUCGACGGUAACCCGAACAUGAACCUCGCGUCGUUUGUACACACCUGGGUGCCCGACGAGUGCAAGAGGCUCAUGCACGAGAACCUCUCCAAGAACCUGUCGGACCAGGAUGAGUAUCCGGCUUCGACCGAGAUCCACGACCGUUGCAUUGAAAUGAUCGGAGGUCUUUGGAACGCGCCCAAGGGCAAGAGCAAGAUCAGGGGCACGGCAUGCACCGGCUCGUCCGAGGCGAUUAUGCUUGGUGGCCUCGCGAUGAAGCGCCACUGGCAGGCCAAGAUGAAAGCAGCUGGCAAGGACAUCCACAAGCCGGGUCCCAACAUUGUCAUGGGCGCCGAGGCCCAGGUCGCACUGGAGAAGUUUGCAUCCUACUUUGAAGUCGAAACCCGCCUUGUGCCAGUGACGGCAGAGAGCCACUACGUCAUGGACCCCAAGGUGGCAAUGAAAUACGUCGAUGAGAACACGAUCGGGGUCUUUGUGAUCCUGGGCUCGACUUACACAGGUGAAUUCGAGAACGUCAAGGGUAUGUCGGACCUGCUGGACGAGUAUGAGGCCAAGACAGGCCACCACGUGCCCAUCCACGUCGAUGCGGCCUCAGGCGGCUUUGUUGCGCCGUUCGCCUUCCCCAAGCUCGAGUGGGACUUCCGUCUGCCGCGUGUAUGCAGCAUCAAUGCCAGUGGGCACAAGUACGGCGCGUCACUGGUUGGCGUCGGCUGGAUCGUGUGGCGCUUGCCCGAUCUCCUCCCAAAGAAUAUGGUGUUCGAGCUGCACUACCUCGGCGAGACCGACUACUCGUUCAACCUCAACUUUUCACGACCGGCGCACCCGAUUCUCGGCCAGAUGUUCAACUUUAUCAACCUCGGCAUGGAGGGAUACAAGCGAGUCGUCGCAGCAGACCUUGUCAAGGCCCGCAUUCUUAGUCGCGCUCUCGAGGGUUCAGGAUACUUUGUCUGCCUGUCCAACAUCCACAAGCCAGUCAAUGUGGACACAACGCUGGGCAAGGUCAAACAUGACCUCAAGAUUGACGACGACAAGCCAGAGUACUACCACGCCGGCCUUCCGGUAGUGGCAUUCCGCUUCACGGAUGACAUCAAGCAGAAGUACCCCCAUCUCAAGCAGGCUUGGGUCCAGUCGCAGCUGCGGGCCAUCGGGUGGAUUGUGCCCAACUAUUGCCUCCCGCCGGCCGUGGAUACGGUCGAGGUCCUACGCGUCGUCAUCCGAGAGUCCUUCUCAGGCAACCUCCUGAGCAAGCUCGUCCACGACAUUGUCGUCGUCACCGAGAUGCUUCUGGCUGACGCCGGCCCAAGUCCCAGCAUGGCCGCGAUGGACCACAUUGACAAAGCGAUUAGAUCGGCGCCGGGCAAAGCCAACUUUGACAGUAACACCCAGACAGGCCAGGGUGACAAGGGCAAAGGCAAGAAGGCUGGAUAUCCCUGCUAA